Molecule: messenger RNA, 1443 nt
Organism: Botrytis sinoallii
Lineage: Eukaryota; Fungi; Ascomycota; Leotiomycetes; Helotiales; Sclerotiniaceae
Exons: 2
Coding region: 1-1443 (480 amino acids)
Source: RefSeq, a predicted model, not a curated record
AUGCGCGCUUUUACAAGAUUGGGUGCGUCGGUGUUUGCGAUGGUCCUAUCGUUAAUGACCAUCUUGGCUUUAUUACCUCAAUCGAGAUACACCGAACAUUUGAGGAAGAUUGGGAUAGGAGGGACGAGUAUUAAUGAUGUGACGGAUGGUUUGUGGGAUUGGGCAAGUGGAGAUGAUGAUGGAGGGGAUGGGGAAGAAGGAGGUGUGAGAUUGGUGGUUUUUGGAGAUAGUUGGGUUGAUGAUACGAUGAAGAGAAUGGGGAUGGAAAGGCUCUCGUGUAUUUCAAAAAUCAAUCUAGCAGUAUCCCAACCCGCAUCUUCAUACCCAUCAUCACCACCCACUGGUGCCUUUUCAUCGAACAAAGUCUACCUUUCUUCCAUCGAAAAUACCGCAGGUCAAAAUAACAACGAAACGAAAAUUACCCCCGAAUCUAUGCUCCCUGAUCUUGAAGCUCAAGUAAAAUCCUUCAUCGCCCUUCCUCUGCCAAAAAAGAAACUCAAGGAAACAAUCUUCGUCAUCUCAUUUGGCACGUGGGAUGUAUGGCAUUAUGCAUCUCUCGAUUAUAACAAAGCUCAAGAGGCCCAAAAAAAAGCUGUCGCAGAAAUGUUCGCACAACUCGAUAAUUUAUACGCACAUCAUAGGGAAACUUUGGAAGUUGCUCACGUUGUCGAAAAACCACAUAACGAAUCGCAUGUUGUGCCCAAACCACAAUUUAGAAUCGUCAUUCAAAAACUUUUCGAUCCUACAAUGUUGCCUGGUUGGAUCAGUCAAAGACCUAUUCCAUUGAAACCUAGUUCUGUGUCGGAACACCAGAAAAAUGCUGUUUCGUUGGUGAGAGAUUGGGAUAAUAGUGUGGAAAACUUUAUCAAGCCUUGGUUUGCUAGCACACCAGAAGCCACCACUACUUCUGAAUGGGCUGAACCAGCACCAGUACCAGAAGAACACGGAUCUGGAGAUGCGGUUCCAGAAACAUUCGACCAGAACGAUGGACAGCAAUCGCAAUCGCAGGAAAAGCGAGAGUCGGAAAGCGUUGUUGAGGCGGAAAAUAAACCGGAUAUUCCUCCACCACAGAAAGAUAUCUAUUACUAUGAUCUUAAUAGAUUCCUCACGGAAAUUAUUAUAGAACAUCAAUUGGAAGAUGAAGGAUUAUCUGAUGCGAGUGGACUCGGUACAAAAGAAAGUCCAUAUGUUUCCGUAUAUGAUCCUUGUGUACGAGCGGGAGAUGACAGGACGAGCAAGAAAAGAGGACCUGGGGAGAAGCGAAAAUCGGGAAAUAUCAAUAAGAGAAGUGAGAAGAGAGGAGAAAUGAAAGAUACGAGGGCAUUACCAGAUAUUAAUGGAUUACUCGUCUGUGACCAACCGGAUGAGUAUCUUUUUUGGGAUGAUUUUAAUAUGGGGGGACAGGCGAAAGGAGACGGUGGGGGAAGGAGAUUGCGAAGAUGA